ACAAUUUCUCUCGAACAACAAAUAUGAGAAUAAUGUAUUGGUUCCUUGUUUUGUUUCUCAAUCUCACAUAUGGUAGUGUUUUAGAUGCUAGCCAUGGUAAAACACUUCCUUCUACUGUUGUGGUUGGCACUGUUUACUGUGACACGUGUUUUCAACACACUUUCUCCACAAGAAGCCAUUUCAUUUCAGGUGCCCUAGUAGCUGUAGAAUGCAAAGUUGGGGAUUCAGUGCCAAGUUUCAAUAAAGAAGUGAAGACAAAUGAGCAUGGUGAAUUCAAAGUGGAGGUACCAUUAAAAGUGUGGAAACAUGCAAAAAGAAUCAAGGGAUGCACUUUCAAAUUGAUAAGUAGCAGUGAGCCUCAUUGUUCUGUGGCCUCCGUUGCUACCUCUUCUUCAGUGAGCCUCAAGACAAGAGAGCAAGGGGAACUCAUAUUCUCAGCUGGAUUGUUCUCAUUCAAGCCUACCAAAAAGCCAAACUUUUGCAACCAUAAACAAAGUGUUCCAAACUCCAAGGCACAUGUGAAAAAUGAAUUUCCUCCAAAUACAAACCCUUCAACAUUAGAUAAAAAAUCAGCUGAAGAUACCUUUUUCCCAUUCCCUCCAAUUCCAUUUCUACCUCCAAUCCCUUUUCUACCUCCACUCCCAUUCCCAUUUCCUCCAUUUCCAUUUCCAUUCCCACCCCUAUCCCCACCCCCAACCCCAACCCCAGUCCUCCCUCCAACCCCACUCCCAGCACCACUAAACCCACCACUUCCAGCACCACUUAGCCCACCACCAUUGCCACCACUAAGCCCGCCACCAUACACCUCUCCAUGGCCACAACUAAGCUCACCACUGCGCAUCCCCAACCGAGUCUAGCUGCCAUGCCCAUCGCAAAUUUCCCCCAAGCCAUUUCAUCCUCCUUGAUUAAGUAGAAUACUUGUGGGAAAACUAGUCAAUUUGUUUAAGGUUAUUAAUAAGUACUUGUAGGAUGGAAUCAAAUGAUAAAAGUUUUUUUUAGUAAAA
Messenger RNA from Glycine soja, 1004 nucleotides. Its product is annotated as arp2/3 complex-activating protein rickA-like. The record is from RefSeq and is a predicted model, not a curated record. Bases 24 to 857 code for a protein of 277 amino acids. NCBI's taxonomy places the organism in Eukaryota, Viridiplantae, Streptophyta, Magnoliopsida, Fabales, Fabaceae. The transcript is spliced from 2 exons.